Cydia amplana is the source of this 2112-nucleotide messenger RNA. RefSeq lists its product as uncharacterized. Bases 1 to 2112 code for a protein of 703 amino acids. The record is from RefSeq and is a predicted model, not a curated record. Lineage: Eukaryota; Metazoa; Arthropoda; Insecta; Lepidoptera; Tortricidae. The transcript has 7 exons.
AUGCAGUAUAUAAGUAGAGUAGCUCAUAAAGACGGGAAAAAGCACAUAAACAAUGGGAAAGGACUAAUAAGGGAGAGAAACUCAAUAACUUCACUUUUCAACGAUUUCCCUUUAAGUGCAGCAAUGUUGCUAGAAAACUCUAAUAACAAGAAAAUAGACUAUAAUGACUAUACAAAGUCCGCAACAAAAACUGCCCCGGACGUUGAAAAUAUAACUAAUGCAAUACAAGAAAAUCAUAAUAGUGAAGUCGAUCAUUUUAACUAUUUAAAAGAUAUAUUAAAUAUCACUGAAGGAACCGCAACCGGUAAGAGAAGUAUGAAAUACGACGACCUAGUUGUCGAUAGAAUCGAUUUAAUUGACAUGUUCAAUAAAAGUAAUGACUUAGAUAAAACACCUAACGUAAGCAAUGAAAAAAUGUGGCAAAAUGCUCCGGUUGUAGACAAAAAUGCAUAUGAAAUUCUUACUAAAGAACCUGCAACAGAACCGACAACGCCAAAGCCCAUUUCAGAAAAAGGACUAGUUAAAGUACUUACAAUGUUAACACGUACUUUUAAAAAGAUUAUGAAGCAGCACAACGCUAUCAAAGUAAUUCACGAUCAAAUGAACAACGUAAACAAAGAAUAUGAAGCAAAAAUCGAAGAAAACAAGAAAAAACUUAAUGAUUUUGAUGUGAAAUAUUUGAAUGUCCUGAAAUUAAUUGAAAAAUUAAAUAACUUUCACGAUUGCUUGAAGAACAAGGAACAAAUGUUCAAAAAGAAAGAAGAGAUAAUAUCUAAGAACUUACUAGAUUUUGAGAGUCAGCAAAACAAGUUCUUGGCUCAGCAACAACAGUUUUACAAUAUCCAGAAGAUGAUGCUGUUACAAAAUGAGAAGAUUAAUGAUAAACAAAACUCGAUUGCAAAAAUACAGAACGAAAUAUCUCACAGGCAAAACCAUUUUGCGAAAAUACUUAAAAAGGCUAAACAAAAUGCUCAAAAUAACAAAUACCUUAAGCUUAAUGCGAAUUUAAUAGGACCCAAAGCAGAUACAGAAAAGAAUACAACUAAAUUGAACUAUGUACAACAAUUUACAACAGAACGAACUACAUCAAUCGAACCAAUUAAAAUAAAUCUAUUAUCUAUGCAAUCCAAUAACGUUAUAGAAAAUCAAGAUGAAAUGAUACUUAGGGAGAAAGAUGACAAGUCAGUAGACGACUUAAUUUAUAAAUAUUACUUCAAUAACACUUUUAUUGACACAAUAAUAAAGAACAAAAUACUAGGAGGAAUCCACAUGGGAGACAAGACAAGCAUAGCUAGAAGCGCAAAGCUAGCAUCAAAAAGAAAUCAAAAGAAAUACAAAAAUGACACUAAACCUAAAACAACCAUCCUAUUUCCAGUUGACAAAAUAAGUUUCAAGCGAGAGCGAAGAUGGAUAAACCAUCAUUCGGCACGAAAACAUAGAAAACGACACCAUAGCAAGGGGCAUCCACUCCUAAAAGACGCUGGUAUUAAACAUGAGAGUCUCAAAUCAACUACUGAAGCACAGAAGAUCGUUAAAGAAUCAGAUGUGACAGCAAAAGAUCCCUUUCUGAUGAUGGCGACAAGUUUCUGUAAAGAAAUAGGACAGAAUAGCACAAAACAGAUUUUGGACUGGUGUGUGGAGAAGGCUAUCAGACGAUUGAGCACUUUAGAUAGGAAUAUAAUGGCGCCUAAUAUUGUGCCAAUGCUGCCGCAACAACAGCCGAGUGAGAAGAUUGUUGUUAAGAGUACGACAACCACAGCAACAAUAACAACAACACACGUCACUGAAGCACCUGUCACCGUGGCAACGACAUCACCAGAGUUGUUUGUCAAAGACACUCAAAAAUUUGCAACUAAAAUAGGACUGAGUGAAAACCAAUUUUUUCCAGACAACCAGGAAUUGGAAAAAAAUUUAAAAGCAUUCGAUCUAACUCCCGACACAGCUGGCAACGUUUAUUUUGAUGGAAGUCUACAUGCAAGCGACAUACUUGGCGACAAGCAAAGCGAAGGCUUGUCAGACGUGCUGCCGGGUUACGACAGCGAUUCCAAGGUCGAACUGGACCCGAGAUUUAUACGGAUGCAGCUGAAAAAGAAACAGCUUCGAGCCAAGUAG